Molecule: messenger RNA, 1122 nt
Organism: Parnassius apollo (apollo)
Lineage: Eukaryota; Metazoa; Arthropoda; Insecta; Lepidoptera; Papilionidae
Source: the annotation of a GenBank genome assembly
AUGAAUAACAUCAGGAACGGGAGGCAGCCAUUGCUAUGCUCAAUCCGAGGGAGGGACCGCAUAGUCUGCUGCGUGAACUCCUGGUACCAACCACGACCCACAAGCCACGUCCCGAGACCCGCAGUCACUGUACCAGCAACGCCUACAACUGUACCUAGGACCCCGGUCAACUAUUACCAAAGACCCACCACAACUACACCUAGACCUAAGAAUCCUCAAAAUGGCUGCGGGCCUAUUUCACCACAAUUGACUGCACCCAAAACUGGCCGCAAAGCAUGGGACAAAUGCAUUGAAUAUCAAGAAAAACUGAUAUAUCCUUGCGUCAGGGGUGCCGCGUUCACUGAUGGCAUGGUUCGUGCGCGCCGGUGCUACCACAGCAUGGAUGAGCUGAUCGUUGGUGGACUUAGUGCCGCCAGAAGAGAAUUUCCGCACAUGGUUUUACUUGGCUUAGGUUCAAAUCCUCAAACAGCGUCCUGGGCCUGCGGAGGAACCCUGAUCAGCGAACGCUUCAUCUUGACCGCUGCUCACUGCACAAUGGCCAAUCGCGCUUACGUGAGCUUCGCUCUACUUGGAGUCUUAAACAGAUCUGAAAGGAUCAACACCUCCAACCUCUACAGGAUCAAGAGGAUAAUCAAGCAUCCCAGAUACAACUCCCCAUCCAAGUACAACGAUAUAGCCUUGCUUGAAACCGAAAGGGAAAUUAAACUGAGCGAGGAUGCUGUGCCGGCGUGCCUCCCCGUAGACACAACAGCUCCCGACGAAAAAGCUAUAGCUACUGGGUGGGGGGCGACCGGCUACACGGGAUCGAAUUCUGAUUCUUUACAGAAGGUGAUAUUGAAGAAGUUCCCCGAAUACGAGUGCAAGUUGAAAUACGAAUCGAAGGACUCCUGCCAGGGUGACAGCGGGGGCCCGCUGCAGGUGAAAAACAACAGGAUUAACUGCAUGUACACCAUAAUUGGUAUCACAUCGUUCGGCAACAAAUGCGGGAUCGUGGGGGGAGCCGGGAGUCUACACGAAGGUCUCCGCGUAUGUGCCGUGGAUAGAGAGCAUUGUGUGGCCAUAGGGAUCUUCGUUGAUGAUGCUGGGCUGUUGAUCGGUCCCGACUACGGUGACCAAUUCUGA